This is a messenger RNA of Sorghum bicolor (sorghum), 2894 nucleotides long. Its product is annotated as retinoblastoma-related protein 1. Gene Ontology annotation, cellular component: nucleus; chromatin; transcription regulator complex. The coding region runs from base 177 to 2582 and encodes 801 amino acids. Gene Ontology annotation, biological process: negative regulation of G1/S transition of mitotic cell cycle; cell differentiation; regulation of transcription by RNA polymerase II. The transcript has 13 exons. The record is from RefSeq and is a predicted model, not a curated record. Gene Ontology annotation, molecular function: RNA polymerase II transcription regulatory region sequence-specific DNA binding. NCBI's taxonomy places the organism in Eukaryota, Viridiplantae, Streptophyta, Magnoliopsida, Poales, Poaceae.
CCGCUCCGCAUACCACCACGCUCGCUGUACCGUUGAGGAGCAACUCCGUCUAUUUCUUUUCCCGUUCAUUCACCCCCUGCGCGCGCGCUCUCUCUCUUUCCUUCCUGCGAUCGACGACCCUAGAGGCCGCCGCCCCUACGCCAGGUGCCCAGGCUUCUUCGCCGGACCCCUUCGCCAUGUCUUCGCCGGACCCUUCGCCGUCGACGAGCACCCAACAGCCGAAGCAAUUGGAGGGUGUGACAGUUCUUCUGAAAGAGGCAAGCAGGUUCUACCGCAGAGCAUAUAACGAACUGUUCUCGGGUGGAACUACUGAGCAGGAGCCUGAAUCAUCGACUAGUACUCCUGAGUAUAUGCUUUUUGGGUGGCAUCUCUUCUUAAUGCUUCGUUCGAGAUCACCGGAAUUGUUCAAGGACCUGGUGUCCUGCAUCCAUGGAUUAGUUGCUGUAUUGGCCAUACUUUUGAUCCACGUACCAGCUAAAUUUAGGAGAUUCAUGAUUGAUGGCUCUUCUCACUUAAUCAAACAAAAUGAGAAAGGCAUGGAUCUUAUUGCUUCGUUAUGCCAUAAUUAUCAUGCCUCUGAAGAAUGUGUGAAAGAAAUGAUGGACAAGUCUCAUAAGGCAAUAGAAGACAUUUUCGGCACGAAAGCACUAAGUGCAUCAGAGGGCAAAACAGAAAAUUUGGAUAAGAUAGACACAGAUGGCCUGAUGUAUUUCAAAGGUCUCAUUGAUACUGAGUGUUUCCAGUCAAAUCUGGAAAAAAUGGAGAAACUAUGCAAUCCAAAUAGCUGUGAAGGGGAGCUUGAUUAUAAAUCAAUUUUGAUCAAUAAUGAUUAUAUCCCCUGUGCUGAGAACUCGCCUGGGGAUUCCACCAAUUUAGGACAUUCAAAGCGUGUCUUUGAAAUAUUGGCAUCUCCCACAAAGACAAUAAAGAACAUGCUGACUGUUCCUAGUUCCCCUUUGUCACCUGCCACUGGUGGUUCAGUCAAGAUUCUGCAAAUGACACCAGUAACUUCUGCCAUGACGACAGCUAAGUGGCUUCGUGAGGUGAUAUCUUCAUUGCCAGAGAAGCCUUCAUCUAAGCUUCAGCAGUUGCUGUCAUCAUGUGAUAGGGAUUUGACAAAUGCUGUCACAGAAAGGGUAAGCAUAGUUUUGGAAGCAAUUUUUCCAACCAAGUCUUCUGCUGAUCGGGGUGGCUCAUUAGGCAUCAGUUGUGCAAAUGCCUUUGAUAUUCCAUGGGCAGAAGCAAGAAAAAUGGAGGCUUCCAAGUUGUACUAUAGGGUAUUAGAGGCAAUUUGCAGAGCUGAGUUACAAAACAACAAUGUAAAUAAUCUAACUCCAUUGCUGUCAAAUGAGCGUUUUCACCGAUGUUUGAUUGCAUGUUCAGCGGAGCUAGUAUUGGCGACACAUAAGCCAGUCUUCAUGAUGUUUCCUGCUGUUCUUGACAGUACAGGGCUAACUGCAUUUGAUUUGAGCAAAAUAAUUGAGAACUUUGUAAGACAUGAAGAGACCCUCCCAAGACAAUUGAAAAGGCACCUAAAUUCCUUAGAACAACAACUUUUGGAAAGUAUGGUAUGGGAGAAAGGUUCUUCAUUGUAUAACUCACUGAUUGUUGCUAGGCCAUCUGUUACUUCAGAAAUAAAGCGCCUUGGUCUUUUGGCUGAACCAAUGCCAUCUCUUGAUGACUUAGUGGCAAGGCAGAAUAUUCAUGUUGAGGGCUUGCCUGCUACACCAUCUAAAAAACGUGCUGCUGGUCCAGAUGACAACGCUGAUCCUCGAUCACCAAAGAGAUCGUGCAAUGAAUCUAGGAACACAGUGGUAGAGCACAAUUUGCAGACACCUCCACCCAAGCAAAGUCACAUGGUGUCGACUAGUUUGAAAGCAAAAUGCCAUCCACUCCAGUCCACAUUUGAAAGUCCAACUGUCAGUAAUCCUGUUGGUGGGAAUGAAAAAUGUGCUGAUGUGACGAUUAAGAUAUUCUUUUCCAAAAUUCUGAAGUUGGCUGCUGUUAGAAUAAGAAACUUGUGCGAAAGACUUCAACAUGUGGAACUGACAGAGCGUGUCUAUAAUGUCUUCAAUCAGAUUCUUGAUCAACAGACAACAUUAUUUUUUAAUAGGCACAUCGAUCAACUUAUCCUUUGCUGUCUUUAUGGUGUUGCAAAGGUUUGUAAAUUAGAACCCUCAUUCAAGGAGUUACUCAACAAUUACAGAAAGGAAGCACAAUGCAAACCAGAAGUUUUUUCAAAUGUCUAUAUUGGGAGUAGGAAUCGUAAUGAUGUAUUAGUAUCACGCCAUGUUGAUAUUAUUACUUUUUACAACGAGGUGUUUGUUCCAGCAGCCAAGUCUUUCUUGGUGUCACUAAUAUCAUCCGGUACUCGUCCAGAAGACAAGAAGAAUGCUAGUGGCCAAAUUCCUGGAUCACCCAAGCCAUCUCCUCUCCCAAAUUUACCAGAUCUGUCCCCGAAGAAAGUUUCAGCAUCUCAUAAUGUAUAUGUGUCUCCUUUGCAGCAAGCCAAGGUUUUUUUCUUUCUCAUUCUUCGCUUUACUUUCUACAGAACACUAAUGUGUCAACAACAGCAUCAAUGACAAAGCCGUUGAGUCCCUGUUAGAAUGUCUGUUUUUUCAUAAUUGGGCUUACCCUAACCAGGGUGGCCAUAUAGUUAGGGAUACAUGGGCCUCAUGGGCCUAGCCUCAUGGGCCUAAUACUCAUAUACUCUAACAUCCCCCCGCAGUCUGAACUACCGUCGCAGCGGAGUUCGCAGACUGGACACGAAAGAAAAGAGGUACAACACACGAGCCCCCCCACAGACACAACUAGCCACUGGUGAUGUUGAGGCUGGAGCGGAACUCGGUGAAGGUUGAGGACGGGAGACCCUUGGUGAAGAUGUCGGCGAACUG